Messenger RNA from Panonychus citri (citrus red mite), 2673 nucleotides. Its product is annotated as kinesin-like protein KIF18A. NCBI's taxonomy places the organism in Eukaryota, Metazoa, Arthropoda, Arachnida, Trombidiformes, Tetranychidae. The record is from RefSeq and is a predicted model, not a curated record. Gene Ontology annotation, biological process: microtubule-based movement. Gene Ontology annotation, molecular function: microtubule binding; microtubule motor activity; ATP binding.
AGAAAAUGACUCAUUCAUUGUUGGAGAUGAGAAAACAUUAAGUUUACUUUUUACAUCUACAAGUUUGUUAAAUUAUUUAAUUGUUAUUAUUUUAAAUUGUCUUUUUAUAUGAUUGAUUAACAAUUUACUUCGGUGAUGAUGAAUCGUGGGUCGGUGAAGAGACCGCUUUCCGAUUCGACAAAUGUUCUUGAUUAUUGUUCAGUUUAUGAACCUCCGGCCAAACAAAAGACUGUCAUUAGGGAAGAUGACGAUGAUGAUUGUGAAUUGAGUCGAAUUGGUCCCAAUAAUAAUAUUCAAGUCUACAUUCGAGUUCGCCCUGAAAAUGAGAGAGAAUCUCGGACAAGAAGAAUUAUUGAAGUGGUUGAUGAUCAAAGUUUACUAUUCGACCCGUUGACAGACGAUGGUAACACUUUCACCUAUCAUGGUAAAAAAUAUAAAGAUAUCGGUAAAAAGGCCAACAAGGAUUUGUCGUUUUCGUUUGAUGCUGUUUUCGAUGAAGGAACAACAAAUAUUCAAGUGUAUGAAAGAGCCGUUAAAGGUUUUGUCCAAUCUUUACUUGAUGGUUUUAACUGUACCAUUUUCGCCUAUGGUCCAACUGGAUCCGGUAAAACUUUCACAAUGUUGGGAUACAAUGGUGAUCCUGGUGUAAUCUUUUAUACUGCCAUGGAAAUAUUUCACAAUAUUGAACAAAGACCAUCGGAUGAACAAUAUGAAGUGUGUGUUGCUUAUUUUGAAAUUUACAAUGAAAAAGUGUAUGACCUGUUAACUCCAAGUUCACAAGUCCUUAAGGUUGUCGAUUCCAUGUGUGGUGGUGUAAAUAUUUUAGGACUUACACUGAGAACAGUUGGAAAUGCCGAUGAACUCAUUGAAACUCUUGAAACUGGUAAUCAAUAUCGUGCCCAACAAGCAACCGACGCAAAUGCAACAUCUUCACGUUCACAUGCGGUUUUUCAACUGUUUUUACGCAAGAAAACCUGCCCGAAAGGUAAACAACUUGUAACACAGGAAACGAAGAUGUGCCUUGUAGAUUUGGCUGGUUCGGAAAGAGCUUCAAUCGCUUACAAAGAGAAACGUUCCAAAACUUUACACCGAGAAGGAGGAAAUAUCAACAAGUCUCUUCUUGCACUUGGAAAUUGCAUCAAUGCUCUGGCCUGUAAAAGUCGUAAAGGUCUUAAAAAGCAUAUCCCUUACCGGAGUUCAGUGCUAACCAGGAUAUUAAGUGAUUCUCUCGGUGGUAAUUGUCGAACUGCAAUGAUCGCUACUGUCAGUCCAUCAUCUUUAUCAUACGAUGACACUCACAACACUCUCUCAUAUGCUAACAGGACAAAAGGAAUCAAUUUAGCGUUAAAGAGGAGAAGUUGCGUCAUUGGUGUUCAACCGCGUCAUCAACAAAUGGCUCUUGAUGCCUUGAGGCAAGAAAAUAUUUCUCUGGCAGAGAAAAUUAUUCUAUUAGAACAACAGGUUGCUAAAUUGCAACGAAUGCCUGCAAAUCCUAUCACAGCCGAUUCUUCAUCUCUUGAUAUUUUAAACUCAUAUAAAAAUAUUCUAGAUGAAAUGUUGAACAACCGACUUGAGCUGAGAAGAAAAUUCUUAGAAUGUGAAAGUGAAAUUAAAAAAAUCGAGUUGAAAUACCUUUUAAAGAAUAUGCUUAAGGACAGUCUCCAACAAAAUAAAGGUUCCGAUGCAGAUGAAAACAAAUAUGAUGCAGCUCGAUAUCUUUACCACCAAAAGUUACAUUAUGAGGAUCGAUACAAUCAAUUACAACGAGAAGUUGCUGAUAAUGAAAGCGCAAUCAGAGAAUUGGAAGAUUUAAUUCGUUCAAAAGUCGCAACAGAUGAUUACUUUAUUGAUGCCUUUUUCCGAGAGAAACACAUGCAAGUCGAACUUCAAGAUAAAAUAAUGACCGAUAAACAUCAUUCUGAAGUUUCCUACACGAUUAUCACCCAGUCGCAAGUUUGGCUCGAGAAUUUGGAUGCUGCCAUGAAGUUAACUCAAGUUUUCUUCCGUAUGUUAGAUGCUCAAAAGUUAUCUAAAGAAAGGGAAGAAGAAUAUCAAAAUGUUGUCAAAAGAUUCGAAGGUAAAAAAUCGGUCGUAUGGGGAGACGAUAAUGUUACAAAACAAUCUAAUAUCCACUGGGCUGAUAUCGAUAAUGUUUUAAAAUUAUCUUCCUACACUUCAACCCCUCGAACACCAUUCAGAAGGUGUGAUGAAGGUGGUCUUGAAAUAAUUUGUUCCGGACUAACACCAAGUUCAGUGUCACCUCCAUCAACCAGCGCGACCCUUAAUUCAACCUUCAGCAUUUCCCAAGUGUAAACAUUGCCCAUUAUUGUUUUUUUUUGUGACCCAACCCUUUUACUCUCAUUUUUUGUCAUUCCCAUUUCCUUUUAACUGCUCAUCUUACGAAUCAUCAUUUUAAUUAUUCAAUUAUUCAUUUUAUCAUAAUAAUUUUCAUCAUCCAUUAUCUCUCAAUUGUAUUAAUCCCAAAACUCAUGAUCGAACGUCUUUAAUGGCGAUCUGAUUCAGCGAGAAACAGCUCACAACUGAUCUCUAUCUGAAAAAUUCUUAUUUCGAUUGUAAUUGAUCAACUAACAAUUAAAAAAGUUAAGCCAAAUUAAAGUUGAUCACUUGUAGCAACUAAAAUUUGGCAAUCGAUUAAAAUGUUUAUAAUUGAUA